AUGCGCUGUGGCACCUGCGGGCCAGAGGCCCAGGGAGGUUGCACCGCCGCCAAAGGGCCACUCCUACGACCUCAUCAUCCACCUAGACAUCCUGGAGGACUAGAGUCCGCAAGGACACGCACCCCAAGCACGGCACAGAGUGGGGCUCCGUCCUCUGUCUCAUCGGAGGAGGAGUACCCUAGGAUCCUAAACUUCGACGACUGGAAGCCGAGCGUGCUCGACGGCUACCGCGCGCCGCCGCCGGCCAGCGCCUGCCGCCCACCGCCAAGGGCCGCUCCGAGGAACGAUGAAGAUGACGGCGACGAUGAGGGCGGCUCGCGGCGUUCGCCAAGGGGCUUCCGCAACCACGGUGCGCACGAGAUCAGCCUCCUCCACCGCUUUGGUGGGGGCAAUGAUGGUGAGGGCACCAGCAGGAGACGCACCUGCUCCCCUCCGGGCACCAGGCGCUGGACCGCGGGUGCACACGACGACGGCUCAAGUGAGGACGACAGGGGCAGGCAUGUGAUGCGAGGCGGUCAUCACUCCCCGCGCGGCCGCGAGCCAUCACGUCAGGAGUUCACGGACUGGGAGCGCCGGAGCUCGCGCUCACCCACACCACGGAGCGGGCCCAGAAGCGUUGAUGCUGCUAUGGGUGGUUCGCCCAGCACCAACAACAUCCUGGCUGGCGGGCCACCUGGCGCGAACGGGGAGCUGCAGGCGGCUCAUGAUGCACCACCGCCGCCGCCACGCCACCCCGACCCAAUGUUGGAUUUCUACAAGGACACCUGUACCGGCGACAUCUGGUCCGAUUCCUUCCGGGCCUAUGGGGACUAUGACCCCAUGAUUGCAGAGGCGUGGACGGCUUGUGCGAAGGCGACAACCCGUGCCCUGACCUUCCCACCUCCAGCAUGCCCGAUCGUGCCAGAGCUGCACGAUCCAGUGUAUGCGGACUGGGAUAGGACCGUAGAGCUCAACGACGAGGCCAGUGCCCUGGGGCUUGGCAAUGUGAUUCACUUUGGCCCUGGGGUGCAGCAGAUGGUUGAUGGUGAGGUGGUCACCACGGGCAUUACGGAGCAGGUCACCGGGAUGAUACUUGAGGAGCGCAGGGACACCAUUGUGGAGAGCAUGUUCAUGCCAUGCGAACAGCCGGUACUGGACACGCCCAAGAUGAAGAAGAUGAGCAGCAAGAGGCAGGCAAAGGCAGGGGCAACGAAAUCUAUUGUUGGCGGGCUGAGGAGGAGCACCAGGCAGAUGGCGCAGGAGAGUUCGGUAUCCGUCGCCAAGAGGGCCACCCACCGUCUAAUCAAGGCCUUUGGACUCGUCGGCCCUGGCGAGCCCAUUGGCGCGGAGGCGCUGGACACGUUCGCCAAGGCUUUUGGCCAGCCACUGACACCGGACCAGGUGGCGACGGUCAGGAAGCUAACCUCUCUGGACAAUGCAGCAGCACUCCCAGCAACAGCUCAACUGGUAGCAGCAGAAGGCUCUGAGGCAAUUGGGGAGUGA
Molecule: messenger RNA, 1482 nt
Organism: Miscanthus lutarioriparius
Lineage: Eukaryota; Viridiplantae; Streptophyta; Magnoliopsida; Poales; Poaceae
Source: the annotation of a GenBank genome assembly